GUGUACUGCUGGCUGUUGGCCGUUUUGGUUCAUCUGGCAACAAGCGUUAAAGAUGUACCCCUGGUCGCCAUGGACGCGCUGCUCGGGGAGACAAUCUAUCUGCCGUGCAACAUCAGUACCCACGAACCGGGAGACAAUGUGGUUCUGGUUCUCUGGUACCGCGAAGAUAAAGGAUCACCCAUCUACAGUGCCGACACCCGAGGCCGGGAUGUGACAUCGGCCAAGCGGUGGUCCGACGAUGCCGUAUUCGGCAACCGGGCGUACUUCCUGUUCGAGAAGCAACCGGGCGAGCUGGCGGUUCAGAAUGCCCGCGAAACGGACAGCGGCGUGUACCGGUGUCGUGUGGAUUUUAUCGUAGCACAAACUAGGAAUAGCAUCGUAAAUUUAACAAUAAUUGUACCCCCGGAGCGAGUGACGAUACGUGACCAGCUCGGUGCCGAACGGACAACGGUGGCCGGUCCGUACAGUGUGGGUGACAUCGUCAAGCUGCGCUGCGACGUCUACGGUGGACGACCAACGCCGACGGUCAGCUGGUACCGGGACGGCAUUUCGCUGGUCGCCGAAACCAAGUACAUGCCGCUAGGCAAACAUCUUCGCAGCGAGAUCGUCCUGGGACCACUGACCCGGCAGGACCUGCACUCGAAGCUGGUGUGCAAGGCCAACAACCACGUGCGGUCCAGCCCGGUGGAGCAGUCCGUCCAGAUCGAUAUGAAUUUUGCUCCUUUGAACAUAAGACUGAUUGGUGCGCACCAGCCACUGUCCGCUGGCCAUCGGUACGAUCUGCUGUGCCAAAGUGCGGGUUCCCGGCCCGCCGCCUCUAUUACUUGGUUCCUGGACGGAGUCCGGCUCGACAAGAGCAAAGAGACGACAUCGGCCGACGGUAACCAAACCACCAGCACCCUGUCGAUAAGUCUCAACCGUACCGAUGCGGGCAAGUACCUUUCCUGCAAGGCGUACAACUCCUACGUGCCAUCCGAUGCACUCGAGGACGGAUGGCAACUCGAUAUACAAUAUGUUCCUGAUGCUUUCGUGCGCUUGGGCAGCUCGCUGGACCCGGACUCCAUCCGAGAAGGCACCGACGUCUACUUUGACUGCAUCGUGACAGCUCACCCGGCUGUCUACAAAGUCGAAUGGAAACAUAAUAACAAAACUCUGCCGCACAACAUUUCACAGGGCGUCAUCGUCAGCAACCACUCGCUGGUGCUGCAGGGAGUCUCGCGGACGACCGCCGGCAAUUACUCCUGCGUCGGGUUCAACGCGGAAGGCGAAGGCAGCAGUCCGGUGUUCCCACUGAACGUGAUGUAUGCACCGACCUGUGCCCCCAAUCAGCAGCGUGUGUACGGCGUUGCCAAGCAGGAAAACGCCGAGAUCCGGUGCAUCGUUGACGCUAAUCCGCCCGACGUGGAGUUCAAAUGGACGUUUAAUAAUUCGGCGGAGAGUAUCGACGUACAGGCGAGCCAUAUUUCACGGCUAGGAACCUCGUCCGUGGUAUCGUACACACCGAUGACCGAGCUGGACUACGGUACGCUGCUCUGCGUGGCAACCAACCGGAUUGGAAAGCAGCGGCAACCCUGCGUGUUUCACAUCAUCGCUGCAGGUCGACCGGACCAGGUGCACAACUGCAGCUUGGCCAAUGUCUCCAUGACGUCGCUGCAGGUCCGAUGCUACGAAGGAUUCAACGGUGGUCUAGCGCAGUCGUUCUUCCUGGAGCUGCGGGACACCCAGUCGCAGGAGGUGCGCUUCAAUAACACCUCACCGGUGCCCCGGUUUGCAGUACCGAAUCUUCAUCCCAGUGCAAUCUACCAGCUAGCUGUGUACGCGUUCAACUCCAAGGGCAAGUCGGAACCGUACGUCAUGAGUGCCGCCACACUUAGGCUUCCCGAAAAGCAAAUGAACUCGGAAAAAGCAGAGCGUCCCCGGUCGCCGCUGCUGCUGACGCCCACACUCUCGAUCGGCAUCGGACUGGGAGCGGCAGUGCUGAUUGGCAGCUGUGCCAUCGUGCUGGCCCUAAAGUUUCCCUGUGGAGCUGGCAGCCGGCGAAACAAGGAAACGGCCCAAGGUACAACGGUGCGGACCUCGUCGCCCGGUCCGAGCGACAAGAGUGUGGCCAGCAAGGAUUACGAUGGAAACGACAGCGACGAAAAGAACCCGGACGUCAUCCCGGAUACGAUUGAUUCCGAUGAUCAGAUGGAGUACAUUCGGCGGCGUCAGCACAUAUCCACGAUCGACACGAGCAGUCCGAGCCGGCUGCUGCUGACCACGACCGCCCAGAGCCAGAGCUUCAUGGGUUCGUCGAUGGCACUGCACGGCAAUCACACUGCCAGUUUGGGCUACUGCACCCUGCGGAACGGCGUACCGCAGCCGGCCAGCUCGGUGACCAGCGUGUCCAUGAGCCACGUGCCAAAUGCCUUUGCCACUGCCGGUCACGCUGCCUGCACUCUGCCGCGGCACCCGGUCGGUGCUGGGACAAUCAAUCCGGCCGGUGCGCACCACUGGCCCUCGUACGGGGGCACCAUUGCAGGGGUCCGAAACAUGACAGCCAUCUCGGUGACCAGCAGCCAACAGGCGAUCCCGCCGCCACCAUCCACAAUAGCCAUGCAGCACCUGGGGCCACAGCCGAGGGCGACCCGUGUCUGCAUAGGACUGCCCGAGGAUGACGUGUCCGCCGACACGCCGCUCAUGGUAAAACGGGAAAGCACCGUAUGACUAUAGGAAUCUCACAGGGUCGGUGAUACGGCCCUGUGAGGCUCUCUUUCCUCAAAUCUGGCUGCCAAGUGGCUUGCUGCAGAGAAAGUAGAGUAAGAGUGCGGAAGCUCUAAGCUAAGCUUAAUAAUUAAUCGUUGUUGAAAUCAGAUAAAAUCAAAUAUAUUAUUAUUGUAACA
Sabethes cyaneus is the source of this 2882-nucleotide messenger RNA. It is a transcript of the gene side-VII, whose product is annotated as neural cell adhesion molecule 2. The transcript has 13 exons. Bases 70 to 2706 code for a protein of 878 amino acids. The record is from RefSeq and is a predicted model, not a curated record. Lineage: Eukaryota; Metazoa; Arthropoda; Insecta; Diptera; Culicidae. Gene Ontology annotation, molecular function: protein binding.